Molecule: messenger RNA, 3126 nt
Organism: Eremomyces bilateralis CBS 781.70
Lineage: Eukaryota; Fungi; Ascomycota; Dothideomycetes; Eremomycetales; Eremomycetaceae
Exons: 3
Coding region: 1-3126 (1041 amino acids)
Biological process (GO): regulation of DNA-templated transcription
Cellular component (GO): nucleus; chromosome; chromatin
Molecular function (GO): protein binding; histone H3K36 methyltransferase activity
Source: RefSeq, a predicted model, not a curated record
AUGUCGGACCACAAGGAGGAAAGGGAAUUGGAGAAGGAAUUGGAGCUGGAGGUCCGAGAGAUGAAUAUCAAGGAGGAAGAUGGCCCGAACGCCGACCAUGUGCCUGAGACUGACACAGUGAAUGGCGAGCCACCCGUCAGCCGGGAAAGCUCUUCCACUCCGCACAUCAAUGGCGCCCCUCUAUUCAAGCCGGAAGUGAAAAGUGAAAACGGCUCGCGCGCUCCAUCACAAUCUGGUUCAUCACGAUCCCCUCCCCCGAAGGGCGAAAGCCCAUCAUCUACUCCUCUCGAACAUCCUGAAUCCGACACCGAACAAACCAUCGGUGGCGACAUCGCACUCAAGAUGGAGCCAGGAAAGGCACCAAGAUUAUCGCGAACAUCAUCGAAGAAGGUCGUGGCGAGACCACCGCCAUUAUUCGACCAUUUACCUGACUCCACGGAUGAGGCAUGCACUCAUUUUGAGGUGAUCAAUGAUUGCCAGUAUUCUGCGAAGUAUUUGGGCUAUACCGAGCCGGCGCUAGAGUGCGACUGCGCUGAAGAGUGGGACCCCAUCACCAGAGUUAAUCAUGCCUGUGGUGAAGAUUCGGAUUGCAUUAAUCGCGCCACCAAGAUGGAGUGCACCGGUGACUGCGGGUGCGGGAUCGACUGCCAAAACCUCCGGUUCCAAAAACGACAAUUCGCCGAUGUCUCAGUCAUCAAAACGGAAAAGAAAGGCUUUGGUCUACGAGCGAAUACAGAUCUGAAGGAACAGGAGUUCAUCUUCGAGUAUAUUGGCGAGGUGAUCCAGGAAGGCGCUUUCCGACGCCGCAUGAUCCAAUAUGAUGAAGCGGGCAUCAAGCAUUUCUAUUUCAUGUCGCUGAGCAAAGGCGAAUUCGUCGAUGCUACGAAGCGAGGCAACCUUGGACGAUUUUGCAAUCAUUCUUGCAACCCGAAUUGUUACGUGGACAAGUGGGUGGUGGGCGAUAAGCUCCGCAUGGGCAUCUUCGCGGAGCGCAACAUCAAAGCGGGUGAAGAGCUCGUCUUCAACUACAACGUCGACCGUUAUGGUGCUGACCCUCAACCUUGCUAUUGUGCCGAACCGAACUGCACCGGUUUCAUUGGUGGCAAGACGCAAACCGACGCAGGCACGAAAUUGUCGCAUGCGACUAUUGAGGCGCUUGGUAUCGAUGAGGAGGAUGGCUGGGACUUUGCAGCUCCUAAGAAGCCCAGGAAGAAGAAGGUGGCUGAAGACGAUGAGGACUACGUGGAUAGCCUGCAGCCCCGAUCUCUCGAUGAGGGCGGUGUUACCAAGGUUAUGGCGACCCUCAUGCAGUGCAAGGAGAAAUGGAUCGCUGUCAAGCUGCUCGGCCGCGUCCAGCGAUGCGAAGAUGAGAAAGUCACGAACCGCGUCGUCAAAAUGCACGGAUACCGGAUCCUCAAGACCACCCUGGCCAUGUGGAUCGACGAUCACAAUGUGUGUCUCCAAGUCCUCGAUAUCCUGUUCCGUCUACCUCGAAUCACCCGAAACAAGGUUCAGGACUCGAAGAUCGAGGAAACCGUGGAGAAGCUGAAAACAUGUGGAGAUGAGCGGGUGGAAAAGCAAGCGACAGAGAUCCUUGGGCUCUGGUCACAACUGCAAGUCGGCUACCGCAUCCCUCGCAUCAAACGCGAUCCCAACGCUGCUGCUUCUACCCCCACCCCAAACAAGUCCUUCGCCGACGAUCGCCGAAAUGUACGGGCUCGAUCACGGUCAAGAUCUCGAUCACGCUCUCGUUCACCCCCGCGAGGGCCGUCUGCACCAACCGGGCCUCGAGGCAGCAUGUCGCAACGGACGGGCUCUUAUCGUCCUCCACAUCGACCACCUCCUCCCCGAAAUCAACUUCCGCCGGGUUGGUUUGUCGCGCAAGCCAACGGCCGAACGUACUAUUACAGUGGCACUGGCGAGACGACCUGGACCUUUCCCACGCAGCCUGCAGGCGUUCCACAACCACCACCUCCGCCCCCGAACAAAGCCGUCACCGAUACCCAGAAACUACAAGCGAUCAUUCAAGGCAUUGUGCAGAGCAAGGAAACGACCACGCCAAGCACCGCGGAUAAGGAGCGGGAGGAGGAACAGCGGAGGAAAGACGAGGCGAAGCUUGACAAGGAACGGGAACGCGCCAAACGGAAGUCGGAGAAGUGGAAGAGCUACAGCAAGGACAAGCAGAUGAAGCUCUAUGAGAACACCAUCUUCAAGUCGGUCAUUAAAGACGCCAUGAAACGAUAUGCCAAGAAGCUGCCAUCGGAUGACUUGAAGCGCUUUGCGAAAGAGAUCAACAAGAAAAUCGUCGCCUCUGACUACAAGAACAACCGUAUCACCGACCCCACCAAGCUUACCGAGAAGCAAGAGUCCCACAUCAAGAAAUUCGUCAAAGACUUCUUCGACAAGGCCGUAGCGAAGAAACGCGAUCAUGAUAAGCGCAAGGCCGAAAAGAAGGCCAAGGAAAAUAAGGAACCCAAGAAGCAGGAUGGUUCCACAACACCCACCGAUCCCGUUCCCGAGAGCCUUCUCGCUUUCGUAGCUGGCCGUGCGAUGAAGUCGACGGCAGGGAACGGAACCCCACAAGAUGCCGAUCUCGACGACGAGAAUGACAUGCUCAACGACAUUUCCGACGACGAGGACGAUGGUGAGCCAGAAGAGACGCCAUCGUCACCGGAUCGGAAGCGGAAACGAGAUGAUGAAGGCGAAGCCACGGCGGGAGCAAGCCCAGAAGACGUGGAGAGAGGCACAUCGGAGGGCAAACGACAGAAAAUGGACACUCCUCCUCCUCCACCUCCGCCUCCUCCACCUGCAGAGGAGGACGUGCUGACUCCUGCAGAUGAAGCGGACAAGGAUGCCGAGAUGGCCGGAAUGGUCGGCGGAGACGAUCUGCCGCGCCCCGCACACGAGGACGGAAAUGGAACGGUUGAACACGAGGAGCGGAACGGAGCCAGCGAACAUAAUGGGAUACCACCAGGCAAGGAAGGCAUGAUUCGCGGCCCCAGCCCCGUGCAGCUGGCGACGCCGAGCACGAAUGGCAGCUGUGAGCGGGAGAGCGACGAUCGGGGACGCCAGCACUUCGAGGGCAUGAGCGAGGAGCGGCUGAGGAUGCUUGGGUUGAAGCAGUGA